AUGGCUUCAGAGCCUAAUUCCUUCGGAGUCCACCUCGGCUUCUGGACGAACUGGUCGCAUGGCAAAGUUCAGGGGGCCACGAUCACGUUGACUCAAAGGAAUGGUGGAUUCUUGAUUGCCUUUCUGGCCAUCUUCGUUGGAAUGGUCGGGAAGAGCUUCUGGAGACUUGGGUGCUUUUGCAUGCACCGAUAUUUCUCCUCCUCUGAUCCUGAAGAUGGUCUUUACCACCAACGACAAGCCAUCCUCCGAAAUUCCGACACAGCGCAGGACGCCGCCUGGCGACUCUUCAUUUCACUCCUCUCAUGGCGCUCCGGUGCUCGUGCCCGCCGACCCAUUGCCCGACUCUUCCCCAUCAUUCUCGGCGCGCUUCUCAUCUCUUCCGCCUUCGGAAUCGCAUCCAUCUUCUCCUCCCACGUGACAACCGACACAACGAGCGAAGUGCUUCUAACAGGCGCAAGAUGUGGCGUAGUCAACCAAAAAAAACCGCAUAACAUCACCAAAAUGCUGGAACUGCUGCUUCCAUACUACACCGAGCGCGCAAGCCAGGUAUUGAACUAUGGUCUACAAUGCUAUACCAAUUCGUCCAACGUCGACGGCUGUAACUUGUAUAUUAAGCCCCAGCUACCCAUCUUCGCGAACCGUGAGGCUGGAUGCCCGUUCAGCGAUGGUAUCUGCAAGAUGAAUACGGGUAACUUGAUACUUGAUACAGGACUGCUGGAUAGUCUUGAUCAUUUUGGCAUCAAUACGUCACCAAAAGAGCGGUUUCAGAUGCGCAUAGUACAGCAUUGUGCCCCCAUUGUGACAGAAGGGUAUACCGAAACCUAUAAUGAGACUGAUCUUGGGCCUAUGGUACGAUAUCUAUACGGCCCUAAUAUACAGAUCAACGGCACGCGCUGCUCCAUGCUCUCCUACGCACCCCCUGAUCCAGCACUCUACCCCACCGGCACAAACGACUUCAUCCCCAUCCCACCACUUACCCGGCAAGAUGCGGAUGUGUCCUUGAUGUACGUCUCGGCGCCCGGCAUUCGUUUCUCUGCCCCGGUCGACGACCCCUGGCUAUCCGCCCACAAACCCGCUACCAACCUCGUUGAACACGAAACCAACCAAACGCGCCCUUCCUACAUCCAAGACGAACCCGCCGGAAUAAUGGCCUGCGCAACACAAUACCAAUACUGCAAUCCUUCCACCAAAGAAUGCGAGCCAUUGCGUGGACUUAUUGAUCCUAGGAAAGGCACUCCUUUAAAGAAGAUCUUUCCAAAUAAAAGGCAGUUUGAUACCUUGUCGUGGGCCGACGGAAACCUCGUAUCCAACUUCUUCAGCUCUCACGGACUCGUCGGGUUCAUCGGCGCGUCGGCGCUGCGCGCGCGAUACGGCUUAUCGUACGGAUACCAAGGCCCGCUUCCGUCGAAUCAAUGGCAACUCGAAGUCGAACACUUGCUCAAAGGCACUCUCGCAUCUGUCCAGGACGUCUGGGUUACCAUGGCAAAUGGGGCGCCGCACGUACUCGACGACUUCCUACAGCCCCCGGACGCCAAUGACACCGUUGCACGCAGUAUGUGCGCGAACCAGAAGAUCAUGAGCCAGAAAUACUCGUCCUUUAACGUCCUCGGGAUUUCCUUGAUCCUGAUUUUGGGCGCUUGGAUUAUGGUCAUGGAUAUCGGACUUGAGCCAGCGGUCGCAUGGUGGCAGCGACGCCGGUACCUUCGCCACCACAUGCAGGAUAAAUUCUUCUCCGCUGCUGACCAUCCACUUUAUGCGGCGCUAGAAUGGAGUCACACUUCCACACUCCAACUCCAGCGUCUGGCCCAUGAAGAAGCAGGUUAUGGGGCGUGGAGUAAAGGCGAUGGGGAUUGUCCAGUUACGAUGCCAGGGCAAAAUCUUGGAUCUUUAGAUCUUCGCGAUAUCAAACACCCGGUGAUAAAGCGCGAGGAGAAGUGGGCGAAGGAGUGGGAGGAUGUGAUGAAGAUCAAGGAAUUUGGAGGGAUUAGGAGGACGGAUACGGGGUUGGAGACGUUGGUUGAGGACGUGCAAGCGGAGAGGAUGCAGGUGGGCGUAGGGAAAGGUGGGGGGAGGGAUGCAGUGAAAGAGGAGGAGAUGGACGUUAUUGUUACGGUUGUGGAGGCGAGGGAGAGGGAGGGAGGACGGUGA
Lindgomyces ingoldianus is the source of this 2148-nucleotide messenger RNA. RefSeq lists its product as uncharacterized. Bases 1 to 2148 code for a protein of 715 amino acids. Lineage: Eukaryota; Fungi; Ascomycota; Dothideomycetes; Pleosporales; Lindgomycetaceae. The record is from RefSeq and is a predicted model, not a curated record. The transcript has 3 exons.